Phaethon lepturus (White-tailed tropicbird) is the source of this 2200-nucleotide messenger RNA. It is a transcript of the gene CRISPLD1, whose product is annotated as cysteine-rich secretory protein LCCL domain containing 1. NCBI's taxonomy places the organism in Eukaryota, Metazoa, Chordata, Aves, Phaethontiformes, Phaethontidae. The coding region runs from base 67 to 1608 and encodes 513 amino acids. Gene Ontology annotation, cellular component: extracellular region. The transcript is spliced from 14 exons. The record is from RefSeq and is a predicted model, not a curated record.
GCCAACAGACCUGGAAGAAAGACUUUGUCUCGGAGCUAACUCCUGUGCAUUUUGAGAUCAUUCAUCAUGAAGUAUGUAGUACAGGAAUGGCUCAGAGUAACUACCUUGCUAUUCAUAGCUCAAGCAGUUUCUGCAAUGGUUCUUCCCAAUGCCACGCUCUUAGAGGAACUUUUGGAAAAGUACAUGGAUGAAGAUGGUGAGUGGUGGAUCGCCAAGCAGAGAGGGAAAAGGGCUAUCACAGACAGUGAUAUGCAAAGUAUCUUGGAUCUUCAUAAUAAAUUACGGGGUCAGGUGUAUCCACCAGCUUCCAAUAUGGAAUAUAUGACAUGGGACACAGAACUGGAGAGAUCUGCAGAGUCAUGGGCUGAAACGUGUCUCUGGGAGCAUGGGCCUGCAAGCCUUCUUCCAUCAAUUGGGCAGAAUUUGGGGGCACACUGGGGAAGGUACAGACCUCCAACAUUUCAUGUCCAAGCAUGGUAUGAUGAAGUGAGAGAUUUCACGUAUCCCCAUCCUCAUGAAUGCAACCCAUAUUGCCCUUACAAAUGCUCUGGUCCUGUUUGUACACAUUACACACAGGUUGUUUGGGCUACUAGUAGCAGAAUCGGUUGUGCAAUUAAUUUGUGUCAUAACAUGAACAUCUGGGGACAGAUUUGGCCAAAAGCAGUCUAUCUUGUAUGCAAUUAUUCUCCUAAGGGUAACUGGUGGGGUCAUGCUCCUUAUAAACCUGGCCGCCCUUGUUCCGCAUGCCCCCCUAGUUUUGGAGGAGGUUGCAGAGAAAAUCUUUGUUACAGAGAGGAUUCAGAAAGGCCUUAUUCUCCCCACGAACCAGAAGAGGAAACCAAUGAGAUUGAACGGCAGCGAUCCAAAGCCCAGGAUGCAAUGGCGCAAAGCCGGCCGAGAACUCAUUCACCUUCAGGCUCCACAGGCAGUGAUGACAGUGAGAAAAAUGAAGUAAUAAGCACACAGCAAAUGUCUCAGAUUGUUUCAUGUGAAGUAAGACUAAGAGAUCAGUGCAAAGGAACAACUUGCAAUAGGUAUGAAUGUCCUGCUGGCUGUUUGGAUAGCAAAGCCAAAGUUAUUGGAAGUGUACAUUAUGAAAUGCAAUCCAGCAUUUGUAAAGCUGCCAUACAUUAUGGCAUCCUAGAUAAUGAAGGUGGUUGGGUUGAUGUCACUAGGCAAGGAAGGAAAAAUUACUUUAUCAAGUCUUACAGAAAUGGCAUUCAGUCAAUUGGAAAAUAUCAGUCUGCUAACUCCUUCACUGUCUCUAAAGUAACAGUUCAAGCUAUCACCUGCGAAACAACAGUGGAACAAUUGUGCCCAUUUCAAAAACCAGCCUCACACUGCCCAAGGGUGUAUUGUCCUCACAACUGUAUGCAGGCAAAUCCACACUAUGCUCGCGUAAUUGGAACACGAAUUUAUUCUGAUGUAUCCAGUAUCUGCCGGGCAGCAGUACAUGCUGGUGUAGUCCGCAACCAGGGCGGUUAUGUUGAUGUUAUGCCAGUAGACAAAAGAAAGGUGUACGUUGCUUCCUUUCAAAAUGGGAUAUAUUCAGAAAGUUUACAGAAUCCUCCAGGAAGCAAGGCAUUCAGAGUAUUUGCUGUUGUUUGAGUCUAGCAAGUAAAAUGUAAAACAGGCAAGUGAAACCAGAGCACUUGGAAGAGAAUAAUAAAGGCCAUUUCUUAUAAUUCAUAAAAUUUGUAUAAAGCUGUAACAUUAUUGUACAGAAGAUGUAUACUGCUUUCCACCAAAAAGUUUAAAUUACAUAUAUAUCUUAAUGAAAAAAAAUCUGUAAAAGUAAACAUGGGAGAAAAAUUAAUUUGAAAAUCUAUGAUAUAUAACAAUAUUUUGAAUCCUGUGUUAAAUAUUGCUAUAUUUUCUUAGCAGUUACUCCUAUACAGUUAAUUCAAAGCUCAUAAAUGUUCUUUGUUUUCUUCAUCUUAUCGUAUGGUGCUUUAUAUAUGCCACUAACAGUAACCUUAAAAUUAUGCCAUAGGGAGGCCUGAGUUUUUAUUUCCAAUGUACAUAAAAGAAGCCAUCCAAAUAAUUCAAUAUAAUAAAUCAUGCCUUAAAGUAAAAUAAAAAUACAUAUAACUUUUUGAUGAUUUACAGUAGCAAUAGCCAUGCAAGCGUAAAUGAAGAGCUAGACUGUUUUCAAUUUCACAGUAAACAUAACAAGUAUAAAUACCUAUUUUGAAAUGAA